CCGCGGGGGAACACUAAAAAUCUCGCCGUGUUCUCCCCCUCAUUUACCUUCAGUGGAACGGCCCGCGCGGAACCAACGCGCAGCCGCGGGGACGUUGUGGGCUGGGGCGCUUUUCCGCGGCCACGCCCGGGGGGCGGCGAGGAGCCGGGUGACGGGUUGUACGCGUCACUUCCGGCCCCGCGGGCGCCCCGUGAAGCCCACCUGGGUCCGCCAGGCCUGUGCUCGGAGCUGCCUCCGCCGCGCGCCUCUCGGGCCCCGCCCGCCGGCGUCUCUUUGUUGCGAAGGCGCGGAGGCCGAGCGCCAUGCCCGCAGCGGAGACCGCGUCCGGCUGUCGUCCCAGAGCUCCACCUGGAGACCGGCACCCAGACAGUGGAAGGGAAAGAUGUCACGUCUGAGACGAGGUUGAGAAAGGCUGGGGCACCUGUCCUGGGUGCUCUCUCCUACUCCCUGGCGAGCUUGCUGUGAUGAAAGCCCCUGCCAGGCUGUGGCCAUUCUGUGGAGAAGCUCACCUGGCCGGAAACUGGGGGGAUUUCCACCUACAGCCAGCACGGAACUCAGCCUUGCAUGCCAGCCCGUGUGAGUGAGCCCAGAGGCAGAGCCCAGCCCCAGCCAAGCCUCCAGAUGAGGCCACAGCCCUGGUCCAUGCUAUGACUGCAGCUUCAAGAGGGACCGUAAACCCAAGCUACUUGGCUAAGCUUCCCCCAGAUUCCUCUCACUGGAGCCAAGAUCAAAAGCACUUGUUUUGACCUGCAUUGUAGCGUCUGCUUCUGUGCUUUGCCGGGGAGAGGCCCUAGUGGCCUUGUUCUGCCGCCCGGAGUCCCUGGGCAGUCUCGGUGGCCCAUGCGGCCCAGCUCGGAGGCAGAGUCGUCCUGUGUGGCGGUGGUUCCAGCAUGUCGCCCUCAGUGAAGACCCCGGCGCUGGGAGAGCUCGUUCCUGGCUCCGAGGAGAAGCCGAAGGGCAGGUGGCCUCUCAGCUGGGGCUCUCUUUUUGGUCACCGAAGUGAGAAGAUUGUUUUUGCCAAGAGUGACGGGGGCGCGGAUGAGAAUGUACUGACCGUCACCAUCACGGAGACCACAGUCAUCGAGUCCGACCUGGGCGUGUGGAGCUCACGGGCGCUGCUCUACCUCACUCUGUGGUUCUUCUUCAGCUUCUGCACGCUCUUCCUCAACAAGUACAUCCUGUCUCUGCUGGGAGGCGAGCCCAGCAUGCUCGGCGCAGUGCAGAUGCUGUCCACCACGGUCAUCGGGUGUGUGAAGACCCUCGUUCCUUGCUGUUUACAUCAGCACAAGGCGCGGCUUUCUUACCCACCCAACUUCCUCAUGACCAUGCUGUUUGUGGGUCUGAUGAGGUUUGCAACUGUGGUUUUGGGCUUGGUCAGCCUGAAAAAUGUGGCGGUUUCGUUUGCUGAGACGGUGAAGAGCUCGGCCCCCAUCUUCACGGUGAUCAUGUCUCGGAUGAUUCUGGGGGAGUACACAGGGCUGCUGGUCAACCUGUCCCUCAUCCCGGUCAUGGGCGGGCUGGCGCUGUGCACGGCCACCGAGAUCAGCUUCAAUGUCCUGGGGUUCUCGGCCGCAAUGUCCACCAACAUCGUGGACUGUUUGCAAAAUGUUUUUUCAAAAAAGCUUCUCAGCGGGGACAAAUACAGGUUCUCGGCCCCGGAGCUGCAGUUCUACACCAGCGCCGCCGCAGUGGCCAUCCUCGUCCCGGCCCGGGUCUUCUUCACGGACGUCCCGGCGAUCGGGAGGAGUGGGAAGAGCUUCAGCUACAACCAGGACGUCGUGCUACUGCUUCUGACAGACGGAGUCCUGUUCCACCUUCAGAGUGUCACCGCCUACGCCCUCAUGGGGAAGAUCUCCCCUGUGACUUUCAGCGUCGCCAGCACCGUGAAGCAUGCCCUGUCCAUUUGGCUCAGCGUGAUCGUUUUCGGCAACAAGAUCACCAGCUUGUCGGCCGUCGGCACAGCCCUGGUGACGGUUGGGGUCCUGCUCUACAACAAGGCCAGGCAGCACCAGCAGGAGGCACUGCAGAGCCUGGCUGCAGCCACCGGCCGGGCGUCCGAGGACCCCGGGGAGCCGCUGCUUACGCAGGACCCCAGGCAGCACCCCUGAGUGCAGGACGCCGCAUCCCUGGCAACGGGCGGGGACGCCCUCUUCCACGGCCCUGCUGCAGGACACGGGGAGCUGGGUUGGGCCUUUACUGCUCCUUUCUCGGUUUUCCGAUGGAGACCAGCAGAAAUGCAAAUGAGCUUCCAGGUAUCAGCUUCCUGGAGUGGAAAGCAGAGCCCGCGCCAGCCAAGCCCAUACCCGUGUAAUGUGAAACAGCCUCUGCGGCUCCCAUGCUGGGCACGGUGCCCAUGUCCUCUGUGGGCAGCACCCAGGGUCCACCGGGAACCAGAGCUGGGUCCAGUGCCAACAAGAGCCGCUUUCUGCCAGAGCCGAGAGAGCACUCAGCUUCCCCACCAGCCUUCAAAGGCCCUGAGGCCCUGGACUGGCUGCAGACUGGCUCUGGGCACGAGGGCACAGAGCAGGGCUGACGGGAUCGGACAGAAGGGUCUCCUGCUGCCACCGCAGGUGCUCAGAGCUUCACCCCACUUGGCUCAGACUGUCCCAGAGGCAUCGCAAGCCCCAGGCUCUGGCGUCGCAGCCCCAGGCUAUGAUGGGACUCAAGGGCCAUGACCAAGGAGGCCUUUCAGUUACUUUGUGAAGAGGAAAGUCCUCUACCCCUUCCACACCCUGGGCUGUGUGAGCACCCCCCCGCCCCAGGGCGUCGUGCCCAUCACCUUCCACACCCUGGGCUGCAUGAGACCCCCUCCUUUGGGGCGCCCUGCCCAUCACCUUCCACACCCUGGGCUGUGUGAGCCCCCCCCUGCCCCAGGGCGCCCUGCCCAUCACCUUCCACACCCUGGGCUGUGUGAGCCCCCCCCCCGCCCCAGGGCGUCGUGCUCUCCUACCUGUGGUGGUUUUCAGCCCUGAGAUUGAGGACAAACCCCUCGUGUUUAGGGGAGGAGAUGUGUACAUUCCUUUUCUUUUUUGGACUCGGUAUCAGGCAGGCUGUUCUGAGGUCCCUGUGGGGUGUGCCUGGCCUCUCUGGGAGCCCCCUGCUCCCAGCCUCGUCCUCGAGUCCCUGUUCAGUUCCCACGUGAGCACUUGGCCAGGACGUGGCCGUGUUGAUGGUUUGGGCUGUGUGGCGUUUACACAGACUGGGUCCUCACUGAAUGUUUCUGGGCACAUUGUGUGUCAAGUGCCCACCCCCCAGCCCACUCUCCCCGAGGGACCGCGGCCCUGCAAGGCCGGCUAGCAGCCAGCUGGGCUCCUCCUUCCUCCACAGCGUCACGUGCCCCAAGGGCACAGGAGGAGCCGCGUAUCAGGCAGAGGCUUCGGACCUUGCCUGAGCUCUUCACCCUCAUCUCGCGCCCGGCGCGUUUCUCAGCUGGUGCAGUCUGCUGCCAGCCAGCUCCAGGGCUUGUCAGUGGCCCCACGUCUCACUUUCCUGCCCUGCUCCUCAGCUCUCUGGCACCCGUGGUCACUUCCCUGCCCUGCUUUUCAGGUCUCUGGCACCCAUGGUCACUUCACUGGUUUUCCAUUUGGCUUCUCACCUGGAAAAUAUAAAGAGCCCCUCUUGAA
Molecule: messenger RNA, 3623 nt
Organism: Saimiri boliviensis boliviensis (Bolivian squirrel monkey)
Lineage: Eukaryota; Metazoa; Chordata; Mammalia; Primates; Cebidae
Gene: SLC35E2B
Product: solute carrier family 35 member E2B
Source: RefSeq, a predicted model, not a curated record